Messenger RNA from Salvelinus sp. IW2-2015, 5359 nucleotides. Lineage: Eukaryota; Metazoa; Chordata; Actinopteri; Salmoniformes; Salmonidae. The record is from RefSeq and is a predicted model, not a curated record.
AUGAAAGAAGAGGAGGGUAGUCUCCAGCAGGCUUUAGUGUGUUUUGAGAAGAGACUGGUGGUGGCCCAUGAGCUGGGCGGAUCAGGAGGCGGAGAGGGAGGAGGAGGUGGAGGAGGGGGGAAGGCCCAGGCCUAUUGGGAGCUGGGAGACCUACACAGCCAGCUGGGAAAUUAUGAGCAAGCCCUGUCCUGCCUGGAGCAUCAGCUCAACAUCGCCUGCACCUCAGGGAAUAAUGACCUCACAGCCAAGACACUGGCGUACGGCAGCCUGGGGAGGACACACCAUGCGCUACAGAACUACACACAGGCUGUCAUGUACCUGCAAGAAGGUCUGCGUCUAGCAGAGCAGUGUGGGAGGAGAGAGGAGGAGGCUAAGAUCCGUCACCGUCUGGGCCUGUCACUGUGGGCCAGCAGCAACCUGGAAGAGGCCCAGCACCAGCUGUACCGAGCGUCUGCGUUGUUUGAGUCGAUUCGUCACGAGGCCCAACUCAGCUCAGACUACAGACUGUCUCUGUUCGACCUGCAGACAUCAUCAUACCAGGCUCUCCAGAGGGUCCUCGUCAGCCUGGGUCAUUAUGACGAGGCCCUAGCAGUGGCAGAGCGGGGUCGGACCCGGGCGUUCGCUGACCUCCUGGUGGAGCGACAGCAAGGUCACCAACCCCUGACCUCUGACCCUUAUACCCCGACCCCUGACCCUUACUCCCCGGUCACCGUAGAACACAUCCUGGAUACGGUCAACAGUCAGAAGUCACUGGUGCUGUAUUUCUCUCUGGCUGCAGGGUACCUCUACAGCUGGCUACUGGCACCAGGCACAGGUAUAGUGAAGUUCCAUGAGGUGUACCUGGGUGAGGGAGGAGCCGAGCUGCAGGCCGCAGAGAUCCAGGGGGGAGGAGUUAGUGGCUGUCAGACUCUGGAGCAGCACAUCACUGCAGCUAGAGAGGCUCUGGGAGUUGACAACUACUACAGCAGGUGUGUGUGUAUCAGUGAGACGCGAGCAAUGCACAGGUGAUCUGUUAAACAACAGUUUGAGGAACGACUGACCUCAGCCAGCGACCCCACUGACUUCCUACACAGUCAGGUGUCCAGAAACAACGUCUUCAGCAGAAGUGGUCAGAGUUUGUCCAGUCUGGUCAGUUCUACAGUGUCUCCAGUGAGAGAGACCUCCUCUCUACUCUGUAGACCCGCCCCCCUCACCAAACCCCCCCUACGAGCCCUUCACCACCUGCUCAUUGCACCUAUGGAGGAGGUGCUGAUGCCUGGCAGUGGUGCAGUUGGCAGACACAGACAGUUGGUGUUGGUGUUAGAGGGAGAGCUGUACCUGGUUCCCUUCGCUCUGCUCAAAGGUAGCUCUUCUAAUGAGUACCUGUAUGAGAGGUUCAACCUUCUAGCUGUCCCAUCUAUAGGGAGCCUGGGGGCUGCAGCCAAGUCCCACCCUCGUCACAGAGCUCCUUUCCUCUACAGCGGUGGGGGUUCUAUGACCGCAGUAGUGGGGGCUCCACGCCUGCCCUCCAGGGUGAUGGAGCGUUGGCUGUGGGGGCCGCUGCCUUCUGCCCACGACGAGGCCCUCCGCCUGGGGGAACUGCUGGGUUGCCAGCCCCUCACUGGUACACAGGCCACCAAGGAGCGUGUGCUAGCAGCCAUGAGCCAGGCAGAGUGUGUUCACUUUGCUACUCAUGUCUCCUGGAAGCUGGCGGCCCUGGUUCUCUCCCCCAGCCAGGAUCCAGGGGUGGGCUCAGAAACACGGCCCAAGGAGAGUGCACCGUGUGGGGGAUCACUAUUACACGAGAGUGGGGAUGUGGGAGCAAGUACAGAGCUACUGGAGGAGAGGACUGAGGACAGAGGAAGUGUGUGUGACACAGAGAGUGUGUGUGACACAGAGAGUGUGUGUGACGCAGAGAGUGUGUGUGACAGUCCACCGCUACAGGACUUUCUGCUCACUGCGGCCGACAUACUGGACCUGAGACUGCCUGUGAAACUGGUGGUGCUGGGGUCGUACCAGGAGUGUGUCAGCAGAGUGACCUCAGACGGUGUGGUGGGUCUGUCCCGUGCCUUCCUGACAGCGGGGGUGCAGUGUGUGUGUGUGUCGCUGUGGCCCGUUCCCAUGGCAGCAUCCAAGGUGUUCACGCACAGCUUCUACACGGCACUGCUGAACGGGACCAAGGCCAGUGCAGCUCUCUCUGAGGCCAUGAAGACUCUACAGAGCAGCACACACUUCUCACACCCUUCUAACUGGCGAUGUGAUUUCUUUCCCUCCAUCCCUCAGGUUGAGAAGUCUCUCCAGCGUAUACAGAGUCAUCAGAGUAACGCUAUGUACACCUCGCAGCAGAGCGUGGAGAAUAAGGUUGGUGGGGUCCCGGGAUGGCAGGCCCUGCUGUCAGCUGUGGGGUUCCGGUUAGACUGUUCCGGUACCGGCAGUGGUCUCCCCGCUGCUGUCUUCUUCCCUACGGCUGACCCUGGAGAUCGGCUGCAGCUCUGCAGCACCACCCUGCAGUCACUACUAGGUCUGCCUCAUGCAGCCUUCCAGGCUCUCUGUAAACUGGUCACUGCUGCUGAGACUGGAGACCAGCUCAUCAACAAGGCUGUUAAAUAUAUGGUGGGAAUGCUUCACCAGGUAUUGUUUCAGCAGCAGUCAUGUGACAAGGAGCUGGAGUUCUCAUUGGCUCCCAUCCAGGUGUCCAUUAGUGUCCAGCUGUGGAGACUUCCUGGUUGUCAUGAGUUCCUGGCUGCGCUGGGUUUUGACCUGUGUGAGGCAGGACAGGAGGAGGUGCUAUUGAAGACUGGUAAACAGGCUAUCAGACGGACCAUGCACUUUGCUCUGCAGUCUCUACUAGCACUGUUUGACUCUACGGAGCUGCCCAAACGCCUCAGCCUGGACAGCUCUUCCUCUCUUGAGUCUCUCUCCUCCUCCCAGUGUGCCUCCCACUCCCUCCCCCUCAACCUUCCCCAGCCUCCCUUCUCCCCCCCACUUGGCGGCGCAGACGGUCUCUCCUGUGACGCCAUCUCCCUCUACAGCCUCAGCUCACUCACCUCCUCUCUCAGCUUCCUGUCCCGCCCCGAACCCGCAGGAAGUGAUGUCAUCAGCCAGCGCUCACGGCAGCAGGAGCUGGAGCGGCAUCGCGGAGGAGCGGGGUUAUUCGCCUCGCACCGACACACAGGAGGCAUGUCGAGAAACAGAUUGACAAAUCACAGAGGAGGGACAGAGGGGGAGGAACAGGAGGAGUAUGAAGGCUUCUCCAUCAUCAGCAGUGAACCUCUGGGGGGAGGAGGGGGGAGGGAGUGUGACACCUUACCCCUCCCUGGGGGAUACAGACACCUUAGAGGAGCGGGAAGGGGAGGCGUGGUGGGGAGAGGGUACCCCGUCUCAGUCUCCUCCAAGGGGAGUGUCAGCACUCCCACCUCACCGCUCAAAGUCCCCCUGCCGCCCCUGGCCAUACCCCCCAGCCCUAACACACACGCUAAGUCCCAGGGCUCUCAGACCGUGUCUAAAGGUCAGAUGGUCAGUACAGAGGCGGUGCUCUCUGAGUCUGACCAGUCCAGUACAGAGACAGACAGCACCGUCAAGUCCCAGGAAGACAAGCCUCCCCCCACCCCUCUGGACCCCCAGGAGCUGGCCAGCAGGAUCCUGUCAGAGACCCAAAGCCACAUGCAGGCUGUGGAGAGCCUCCAGAGGGGGAGGACAGGAAGGGCAGGCAACGGAGGAGGAGAGGAGGGGUUAAGGGGACCAGAACGUAGACCCUCCUGCACCUCAGCCCGCCUGACCCCCACCACAGGGGGUUUGGGCUUCCGUUCGUCUGAGACCAGCGCUUUCAGCAGACCCAGUAGUAGAGCCAGCCUACAGGCCCGGGCUUCACCUCUCUCACCACUCCCUUCCCCCCUCUCACCCCUCUCCACGCCCCUUCUCUCCACCAGGUCCAAACCACCCUCUCGUUCCUCAUCCUUACAGAAGAUCAGCUCCGGCUACAACAGCCCGACCCUAUCCUCCCGCUCUCCCUCCCUCUCUUUCUCUCACCCCAACCCCUCGCCCUCCAGAACCCCAGACCCCCACAUCCAUGCGCAGCUCAGACUUAAAUAUCCCAGCUCCCCUUACACCCCCCACAUCUCACACUCCCCCAAUAGCAUCUCCAUCUCCCCUAGCUCAGGCCACCCAUCCCCAGUCGGCAGCUUCCCAUCCUUGGCUGCAUCCCCAGUCCUCUCCCUGGCCCCUUCCCCUGCCCUCUCUUUCUCCUCCACAGGUUCCACUUCUGCCCGCUCCAGCCCGGCCGAAACCCCAGACCUGGGCCGGUUGAAACGGGCAGGCCUUGUGGACGAGAGGGUACAGGCCAUCCACAACCUGAAGACCUUCUGGUCCAACGCCACCCAGAGGCAGGAGGUUCCCGGCCCAGGCAGGGUGCUCCGAGGUGGUGGGAAGAAGAGGAGCACGGUCCAGAAAGAUGUCCGGGGGCUCCUUCACCUCUCUCCAAGACAUGGAUCCACCAACCAGAACCAGGACACUGAGGGGCCCCAGAGCCCUACCAACCCACCUGACGGACACAAAAAGCUGGUUUCAAAACCGCCAGUGGUGCUUCCUCCUCAUACUGCUACUGACUCCUUUUUGGGAGGUAGUCCCGGAGCACCCCCACACCCCGUCAGACUGCCCUCGGGAAAAGGCUUCAAGUUCCCCUCGCCUGGGAAGUUCUUCCCCUCCUCUAAAUGCUGAGAGGGGUUAGAGACUCUUAAUGGUUAGAGAUCUGCUCCUGACUCCGAGGCUCUUCUAGUGGCUUAUACUAGCUGGGCUGUGUGCUAUGAAAGGGACUGAAUUACACUAGCAAGAAGGCCAAAUGGGGACCACCAAAACUGAAGUUCCGAUUUGCAUAAGUUAAAUAGAAAGUGGGAAUGGGACACUUUGCAGUGACUGACUGCCCCCUAGUGGAGAGGAAAGGAAGGACAGAGCAGGGACAGGUCAUAAAGGAGAAGAGUGCAGUCACCCUGAAGGACAGAGGGGGACAGACUGGACUCUGUAUAACUCUGGGUUGAAAUCUGCCUGAGAUUCCUCACUGACAUGUAGUCCCCUUGCCUCCUCCUACACUGUAAAGACACUUUGAUACAGGCAGACUGUUAGAAUGACUGAAAAUACCAAUAUGGUGUUUCUAUUUUUUACCUAAAACGCUCGCUGUUUGCGAAAGUCAAUAAAAUGCUACAUGGAAUUGUUUUAAUUAUGAUUUAUUUGAAUAUAAUUAUUGUGAAUUGAUAUUACCAAGGAUCCUAACUGUUAUUAUUGUUGUUUUGUAAAUUAAAUCCUGUGCUUUGUAAUCAGUAUUACGUGUUUUUAUAUAUUAAGAAGCAAACAGUGCACAAAAAUAAAUAAAAACAUUUAAUAUUUU